This is a messenger RNA of Orbicella faveolata, 1013 nucleotides long. RefSeq names its product neuropeptide Y receptor type 6-like. Lineage: Eukaryota; Metazoa; Cnidaria; Anthozoa; Scleractinia; Merulinidae. Gene Ontology annotation, biological process: G protein-coupled receptor signaling pathway. Gene Ontology annotation, cellular component: membrane. The record is from RefSeq and is a predicted model, not a curated record. Gene Ontology annotation, molecular function: G protein-coupled receptor activity.
UUCGAACCUCUAAAGGAAACGAAAAUUGGUUGGAGAAAUCGGUCGUGGCGAAAUUAAUGCUCGACUGAGUACAGGGAAACGACUUUUGGUUCGAGUUAUCGAGAGGUUCGAAAACUCGAGUGUUCAAAAAGUUGGAAUUCCACCGUAACUUCAUCGCUGAUAAGUUGCGAACGAAGACUGACAAAUUCAUACGAUGCCGAUUGAAAUUCGAAAUGGCUCAUUCCACAACGGAACCUCCACCGACGGAGUCAGCAGUCGUGAAGGAACACUUACGACGCUUUAAACUCGUCAUGUACAUUCUGAUCCUAGUAAUCAGUGUCCUGGCCAACACAUUCAUGCUCUUAGUACUCUGGAGGAAAUUUCGCCGACACAGAAAAACAGCCAAGAGUUUUAUCGUGUUGAUGCAGAACCUCGCCUUAUCUAGCCUCGUUCUCGUGCUAGCCUCCAUUCCAUUCGACGCUGUCUGGCAGGAGUCGGACACGUGGCCGUUCGGUCCCGGGGGGUGCAAGAUUCUGUGGCCAUUACAGACUGCUUCGUUGCAGGCUAUGGUGUACACUUACGUGGCUCUGGCGUAUCAUAGAUUCUAUGGCGUGUCAAAAAAUCUCCUUGGUCAAAUGAAAUUCAUCUACGCUGUCGUGACCACGUUCUUUAUAUGGAUUGCGGGUAUCAUAACAGUUAUUCCAUUGGUGCUAAACUUGGAUUACAACUACGGAAACCAUACCUGUGACAGGAAUUGGAACUCGCAAUCAAGCCGUCAGGGGUACACCAUCUCUCUGUUGCUGCUGGAUUACCUACUGCCGCUUAUCGCUCUGCUCAUUUUGUACGUGAUGGUCUGGGGACGACUCCAAAGGUAAUCGUCUUAUAGCUGGAUUAUCAGUAAAAUACAAGUAGCCUCGCAUUUUUCAGGGUUGGUUGAGAGGGCGAAUACACGAGGGCACGUGAAAAUCACCUCGAAUAAGUUACGUCCAGCCUACGUCAGAGGAAUUUGAAAACGGAGGUUUCACUCUGAAAAC